Molecule: messenger RNA, 1489 nt
Organism: Tuber aestivum (summer truffle)
Lineage: Eukaryota; Fungi; Ascomycota; Pezizomycetes; Pezizales; Tuberaceae
Source: the annotation of a GenBank genome assembly
AUGAAGCGGUUACGCUGUGCGGCCUUACUCUGGGAUCAAUUGCUCCCAAUCCGACAUUCGGGCACUCGGCCGUUCCUGCCCCACCAUAUCGGGAGAACACCCCACUUCGCCGCUACCACGACCAUUGCCACCACCACCAACCCACGACCACUUUCAACCAGUGCGGGAAACCGUGAUUCUGCCACUGCACCAGCAUCAGCAUCAGCAGAGCCACCAGACCCCGAACCCCCACAAGCCACCCCGCCUCCGCCUCCUCCUCCUCCUCAAACAGAGCCAACAACCCUCCCGCCCUGCCGUUCCCCCACCACCUCCGCAAAGCUAGCAGCGCUGCACGCCCGCCUAAGCCUGCACCCAAAAUUCCCCGUACAAACACUAGCGCGGGCGCUCAUCCACCCGAGCGCAGACCCAAACCCACUCUUCAACAACCGCCCACUAGCAUCGCUUGGCAGCGCACUGAUAAACUACUAUGCGACGGAGUGGCUGCUAUGCACCUACCCGCGCCUGCCAACGGAAGUCCUAAGAGCAGCGUUGAGCGCGUACGUGGGUGAGAAAGCGCUCGCGGCGAUGGGCCGCGAGUGGGGCGUCGAGAGCGCCUUUGAGCCAAAGGCAGACGUGGACGCUGGGCUCCUGCAAUUCAAGCGUCUGCCGCCGGGGCCGGAGAUGGAGGCUAGCGGGUACAAGCCGUGGCAGGAGAGGGGGGAGAGGUGGGUGCAGGGCGUGGCCGAGGAAGAGGCUAUCGCUUCAUUAGUCACUUCCACCUUCGCAGGUGUUUACCUGCACGAGGGGCUCGGCCCCGUCAAGCAGUUCUUUCGCCAGCAUGUGCUCAGUCGCAGGCUGGAUGUUGAUAAGCUUUUCGACUUUGUUCAGCCCACCAGGGAGCUGUCUAGCCUUUGCUCUCGAGAGGGCUUCGAGCCUCCGGUUGCUAGGCACAUUGGCGAGACCGGGAAGAGGUCCAUUGCUCCCGUCUUCAUUGUCGGCGUGUACUCCGGCUUGGAGAAGAUCGGAGAGGGGCAUGGCGGGAGUAAGGACGAGGCUAGGAUUAGAGCUGCUACGAAUGCGCUCAAGGGUUGGUACCUGUAUUCCCCAGCUCCGCAGGUGGACCUGCCGAGCAAGACGGAUGAUGACCCCCGGGCUUCGUUUAGGCCCGCUGUGAUUGAUGCUGGCGAGGUUAUUGUUUGAUUUGGAUUCGGUAGAAUAGAUGGUUUGUUGUCUAUACAUGUAACUAUAGUUGAGAGCCUGUGGAUCGAAGAGAGAAAAAGAAAAAAACGUGUUAUUCUUUUUGUAUACAAAAUCAUUCCUUCAUUUUUCUCUUUCUUGCUUGCCUUUUUUUAUACACACAUCCAUCCUGUGGGCAGCGCGGGGGCGGGUAGGGAAGCACCCGCUCGAUCGAACGUGAAAUCACAUGGUGUAUGAAAUGCAAAAGGGAGCAAUCUAACACUUCUAGUUGCACUGUACAGCAUUAAGCAAACAAAAAUCUAUGCUGAUGGGG